Molecule: messenger RNA, 2448 nt
Organism: Blepharisma stoltei
Lineage: Eukaryota; Ciliophora; Heterotrichea; Heterotrichida; Blepharismidae
Source: the annotation of a GenBank genome assembly
AUGAUCUUUCCUAAAACACAUAAACCAAAAGCCAAAAGUUUUGGAAUUAUGCCAAAAGAAUUUUACGAUGAUCAAGUUUCACAGCUGAUUUCUCAUGAUAAAUUCCCUACUGAAGAAGUUAAUAAGCCCAGCAAGAGAAGGGUCAGUAGUUACAUUGGCAUCUAUAACGUACAAUUAUGCCCAAAUAAAGCAAUUACAAAAAGCAAAAGCACUAAAUCUCUCUUAAUUAUUAAAAAAAGGGCAUUUUUCUCAUUAAAUAUGAUUUUAUUAAAAAAUAAUUAAUAAAAUUGAUUGUAGUAAGAAUUUAAAUAAAGAAAUCAUAAUAAAGACAAUUGAAAAUCCGACUCAGACAUUAGGAAGAGUUACAACAGCAUCCACAAAAACAGGAACUAUUGCCCCAUCCACAUUUAACACUUUUAGAAUGCCAGAAGAAGCUAAAUCAAAAUCUAGUGAAUUAAAGCUUAAAAGACUUAAAGAUAUAAAAAGCGCAAUUUUAAGGACAAAAAGUGACCAGCUAGAAAUCAUCAGAGACAUUGCUACAUAUGAAAACUAUUUGUGUGAUGAAAUUGACUUCAUUACCAAAAUUUCAAGGAUAAAUCAACAAUUGCAGCAUCUACCUGAAGCCUAUGAAAAACAGAAAAAAAUAGAUGAAAAAUAUACUGAAAUUACAGAUAUUUUUAAAGAAAAACUAAAAAAUUUUCUGGUUGAUUUAGAUCAUGAAAAGUCUCAUUUUUCAAAACCUUUUGUUAAUGAAAAAUAUUGCCAAUAAGAUUAAUUUAUUAUUGUUAAUGCAAAAAGGAUAUAUAGUUUUUUUAUAGAUAAGGAAAUAUAUCUUUUUAUUUUAUUGUUCUUUUUUAUUUUUUAAUAGUAUAUGCCAUUCGUCCAAUUGAGACAAUUCGACAUAUGAAGCUGAUUUUUGCUUGUCCUGCAAAAAUCUCAGGAAUUUAUGGUGUUCUCAAAGUUUUCGGCAAUGGAUUAUAUAAUAAAUUUUCCAUUACGUUUUUGCGUGACUCUGAGUUUUGUUUAGAGCUAAAGCUGACACAUGACUUGAUAGAGCUGGAUAAAACUCUUUCAUCAAAGCCUACAGUAGAAAAAUUUAAAAAAUUGAUAUUGCCUCAUUUAUUCCUUUUCUUUAAUAUGCAUAAAAAUGGUCGGUUAUGAUUGACCACCUUUCCUGUGACGGGUGCCCUUAUGGAUAUCAGACAUGGUUUUGGUGUAUAGCUGCCCAAGGAUUGGGUUAGCCUUGAAGCGAGAGGUCCAGCACUAUUUCCGCUAAUUAGUCAGUUUUUUUGCAUCUUUUUGCCAGAAGCACCGAGGCCCAGAAAGGGUGUCCGAUAGAAGCAGGGCGACUUACCUGCUUAAGCUGCUUUGUGGUCUGUCUCGAAUCUGCGAAAGCACCUAGAGUUUUUUUUCUCAGAGAUAAUCCGAUGAAAAUAGGGAAGACAGGCUAGACAAAGAAACCCAGGGCUAGUUACUCCAGUUGAAAGGGUCCCGAAAAAGGGACAGUCUGGCCUAAGCAACGAGGUUAGGUAAUUUUGGCGCUUGGGUUGGAAAUAGAGGUUCCUGUCAAAAUCUGUUUUUUCCAGAUUAGGAUGAAAAAUGCCUCUACAAGAAACCGCAGUUUCGACCUGGGCUCAAGUUAUCUUGAGGGAGCCCACCGCAGGCGUUCACCACAGAACGCACGGCGUUUCAAGAAGUCGGACUAUAAAUACCCAGCGUUAAUCAAUUUAAUUCCUUUUCUCUCUAUAAUUUUUCAUAUAAUUUUCCUAUAAAAAAUUUUAAUUAUUUUUUCAUUCAAUAGGUAUAUAUAUAAUUUUGCGUCGGCAAAAUUACCAACUGCUAUGAGACCAAUUUCACUCUAAAGAAUUUUUAGUAUCAAUAAUAAGCAUCAAAGGGAAAAAAGGCCCUCUGAUGAUCCGAAUUGACCAAAGCGAGCCUGAUAAAGUUGAUCUUGCCUUUACCAACCCAAAUUUUUCUUUACAAGUAGACCUCACCCAGAUAACAAAAAAGAAAAAUCUUUUCUUGACCCCUCACAAGCAGCUUUUUAAGAAGCUUACAUCUCAUAUUGUUUAUAAAGAAGAAACAGGGAUCUUUAAAUGAUACAAGAAUGCUUCCUUAUUUUUUACUGAAAAAGAAGAAAAUUCGAAAUUUUUAGACAUGGAAUAUGUCCAUCAACACUUAGGUGUGGUUCCAUAUACGUUUGAAACAGAAAUUACGACAAAAAUAGACGAAAUUGAAUUUAAAAUUAUUAUUUUGUCAUAUAAAGACUAUGAAAAAGCUGAAAUUCAUAGAGGGGAAGAUGUUAAAGAAAUUCUGUUUGAUUCACAGGAUUAUAGGUUUAUUAAGGAUUUGCAAGGGUCGAGGUUAUCAACAAAUAUUGUAACGAUAUCGAAAAGUAUUGAGUUUAAGAAGACGAUGAAAAAGCUUUUUAAUGUAUUUGAAACUUAA